AUGUUCUCUUAUAACGACGGUUCCAGAUUGUAUGCAACUCGAUUUGUAAUCAUAUUCACUGAUGGUUUGAUGGCUGCAAGUAGAGAACUUAAAACUCAAGCAGAUCAUUUACGAAGUUUUUCAAAUAUGAUUGUUGCUACUGUUGGUGUUGGUUCUUCCGUAAAACAUGAUCAUCUUGAACUUAUUUCUUCAGACUUCAACUCAGUUCUUCGCCCAGCAGCAAAUAGCUUUUGGAAAUAUCUGCAAUCGUCCCUGGCUGUUCCUGCAUGUCUUGCUUGUAAAGUGGAUUUUGGUGGUGAAAUACGCAUUCUGCUUGAGAAUUCAGGAUCCCUAACACAUGAAGUCUUCAAAGAAGGUAGACAGUUCAUUUAUACUUUGAUCGAAAAACUCACGUCUAUUAAUUUAACGAAUGUAAAUGGAUCAGUGGAUAUAUUCAGUGAUGAAGUAACAGAGACAAUUCCGCUUCAAAAUAUUUCUGGAAUAGACUAUAAACUUGGAGGACUUUCCAUUGUUGAACAUACUGAGAAAAAGGUCAACCAAUCAUUGCUGUUACAGCACAUCAAAGAUAUUGGGAUGACGUCAUCGUCCACCAGUUUUAUUAUAUUUAUAUCGAAUGGCGUCUUCCUUGAUUCUCAUUUAAUACAAACACUAAAACACUCAGUAAAUGAGAAAUCAAUCAUAGUAUCUGUAGGAAUUGGUGAAGACACUAAUUGGGACAAUGUAGAAGAUUUGGCAACCUAUGGCUAUUUUGUAUUCUCUAGUGACGAUGCACAUCUUCUAGCACGUUAUUUGAACAAAGAAAUGACAACAACGACAUGCACAUAG
Molecule: messenger RNA, 825 nt
Organism: Mytilus trossulus (common blue mussel)
Lineage: Eukaryota; Metazoa; Mollusca; Bivalvia; Mytilida; Mytilidae
Exons: 2
Coding region: 1-825 (274 amino acids)
Source: RefSeq, a predicted model, not a curated record